UACAUAUAAUCCUAUUAUUUAUUAAAUGUAUAUAUACACAACUACCAAAUCAUCAUUUCAAUAUAGUUAUAAUAACUAAAAACUAACUAGUACUACAAUUUCCUACUCAAUUAAACUCUACUAUACUAGCCUACUACUACUAUGGAUCAUUUCUACUCUGCAACUUCAGAUGUGUGGUCAUUCGAAGGAUCAACCGAAACCAUGUCACCCUCCGACAGUUUCAGCAGUAGUCGUCCGAUGAAUUUCUCCGACGAAGAGCUUCUUCUGGCUUCGAGUAAUCCCAAGAAGCGAGCUGGUCGGAAGAAAUUUAAGGAGACACGUCAUCCGGUGUACCGCGGCGUAAGGAGGAGGAAUUCUGGCAAGUGGGUCUGCGAGGUAAGGGAGCCUAACAAGAAGACUAGGAUUUGGUUAGGCACAUUUCCCACUGCUGAGAUGGCGGCGCGUGCCCAUGACGUGGCGGCGAUUGCAUUGAGGGGUCGCUCGGCUUGUCUUAAUUUUGCCGACUCUGCUUGGAAGCUUCCGUCUCCGGUUUCUCUGGACCCAAAGGAUAUUCAAAAGGCGGCGUCAGAGGCCGCCGAGGCAUUCCGGCCAGUGGGGUUGGCGGAGGAGAGUGUGAAAAAGAAAAGAACGGCAACGACGGCGACCUCAGAAACGACGCCGGAAAAUGUGUUCUGUUUGGAUGAUGAGGUGUUUGGGAUGCCGGGGCUGCUGACAAAUAUGGCGGAGGCGAUGCUUUUGUCUCCACCUCACUAUAUGGAUCAACACUAUUAUAGUAGCGAUGACGUGGAUAUUUGUGCUGACGUGUCAUUGUGGAGCUAUUCAGUUUAGAUUUAUUUUCUCUUUAUUGUUGUGUCUAAGCUGUAUAAAGAGUGUAACUUCUAAUUUCUUAAUUUUGAUUGGAUAGAUAGUUUGUUUGUACUAUAAUAGGUGUGAGUUGCAAUGUGUAGCAUUGCUCUCAUUUUGUUACAAAGGUGCACUAGGGAGUUAUUUUGUACCGUGCAAGUAUUUUUUGGUCUUGUACGGUUACCUUUAUUAUAGUCGUAAUAAGUAUUAGAAUGAAGUACUUAAAUAACAACAAUGAAAAAGAGUAAAGUUACUCUUUGUUUGGUAUAA
This is a messenger RNA of Cannabis sativa, 1113 nucleotides long. RefSeq names its product dehydration-responsive element-binding protein 1D. The record is from RefSeq and is a predicted model, not a curated record. Lineage: Eukaryota; Viridiplantae; Streptophyta; Magnoliopsida; Rosales; Cannabaceae. Gene Ontology annotation, molecular function: DNA binding; DNA-binding transcription factor activity. Gene Ontology annotation, biological process: regulation of DNA-templated transcription. The transcript has a single exon. The coding region runs from base 142 to 828 and encodes 228 amino acids.